GCUAAAAGUGUUCGGGUGCCCCUUUCUCCUCAUUCUGCCCCCCCUUCUUGCCAAACACAUGAGGUUGGGCUGAUGAGGGCCGCACGCAGUCCAAGGGCCACAGGCUCCCCUCUUCACCCCCGGGAUAAAAAUGCAUCCACUCUCUCUCCCCCAGAUUAUGUUCUGCACCCUGAACACCCACAGAGUGGACAUGCAGAAGCUGCUUGGGGGGCAGAUUGGUCUGGAGGACUUCAUCUUUGCUCACAUCCGUGGCGAGACGAAGGAAGUGGAGGUGACGAAGACAGAGGAUGCUCUGGGGCUGACCAUUACAGAUAACGGGGCUGGCUGUGCCUUCAUCAAGCGCAUCAAGGAAGGUAGCAUUAUCAACCGCAUCCCAAUCGUGUGCGUCGGCGACACCAUCGAGGCCAUCAACGACCAGACCAUCGUCGGGUGCCGCCACUACGAAGUUGCCAAGAUGUUGCGCGAGAUGCCGAAAGCGCAGCCCUUCACCAUGCGCCUGGUGCAGCCGAAACGAGCCUUUGACAUGAUUAGCCAGCGGACGCGAAACAGUAAGAUCCCCAGCGAGGGGAAAGUGGCGAGCGGAAAGGAAACACUGCGGCUGCGCUCCAAGGGCAGCGCCACCAUGGAGGAGGCGCCCAGCGAGUUUGAGGAGGAAGCUGCGGCAAAAGUCGACGACCUCCUGGAGAGCUACAUGGGCAUUCGUGACGUGGAACUGGCAUCGAGCAUGGUCGAGAUGGCCAAGGAGUGCCAGGACCCCGAAGACUUUGCUCGUGGCCUGGAUUUGCUGCUGGGCGAAUUCGCCUUCCCGGAGGAGUUUGUGGCAGAGGUCUGGACAGCCAUCUGCGAGGCAAAGGGCCUCCCCAAGUAGUGGGAAAGAGCUGGGUUGGGAAGGGUAGGCCACUCCCCUUUUUUUAAAUCGCCCCCUUCUCUCUCUGCUCCUUGAAUCCCCCAGCCUCCCACCCCAACAGCCCUGGUUUCCUUGCCUGCGGUUUCUAUCCAGAGUCAUAUGUACAUAUACACACAAACACUCAUGGUUAGAGUGUUGGACUGGGACCUGGGACACCAGGGUUCGAAUCCCCACUCAGCCAUGAAACUCACUGGGUGACCUUGGACAACUCACUGCCUCUGAGCCUAACCUACCUCACAGGGUUGUUGUGGGGAUUAAAUGAGGAGAAGGAGAACUAGGUAAGCCACCUUGAGCUCCUUGGAGAAAAGGUGGGACAGAAAUGCAAUAAACAAACAUUCAUGUCUAUGAACUUUAGUGGGCCUAGUUUGGCCAGGACAAGCAUUUGAAUACCACCCCCUGUCUUUCAGCCCAGCUUACCUCACAGGGUUGUUGUGAGGAUGAAAUGGAGAAGGGGGAGAGCCAGGUAUGCCACCUUGAGUUCCUUGGAGGAGGAAAGCUGGAAUAUAAAUAGAAUUAAAAAACACGCACACAGAGUCAAUUUCAUAACGGUAAAACGGAAUCCUGAAAAUGUAGCUGUUCUCACAUUUGGGCAGGAUAUCAUUUCCCCUUCUAGCCCACUUGCUCCCUUCCAAGCGUCCUAGGGGCCCCCAGCUGCUCAUGGGGUGCCUGUGUGUUUGAAGCAAAGCCUAGAAGGCAAGAUCUUGGAUGGAAGUAGUCCAGCAGCAGGCAGGGAGGAUGGACCUGUCUUUUCAGCACCAAGGACAUCUCCCCGGGGAAGACAGAUAUGGGCCCACCUAAAGCCUAAGCCGACCACCCAGCUAGCCAAGCAGCACAAGCGUGUGCCGAAAGGUGAUUUUUUUGCCCUAGUCUUCUGCCGAAAAAAGAACUCCCAGGGAGGCUUAAAACGAUUGGUAAUAAGAUAGCUGCUACCUUCAGCUUGUAAUCUAAAAGACAUGACACAAAAGGAAAAGAACUGGGACAGAGGAGGAAAGACACAACUAGUUCUUAAAUACUGACCUCUUGUAACAACCAGCUGGCAUGGGGAACAGUCUGAGGUGAGGCGGAGCCGAAAUCUGUUGGGUCUGUCAGCAGAGUCGACGGACUGGCGCUGUUCCCUCUGUUCCCUCUCUUGGUCUAGCCGGAUGUUUUGGAUGCUGUUGUGCAAAGACGGGGUGGGGACCUUUUCCAGCCCAAGGGCCACCUUCCCUUCUACAUAACCUUCCAGGGGGCCACAUGCCAGAAGCAAAAGUGGGUGGAGCAACACCUGUAAACGUUACCUUUGUACAGUAGACUACUUUCUACACAUGCUCACACGCACCCUUUUCUACCGUCCCUCCAGGCAAGCAACAGGAGUUGAAGGACGCCAAGUGAAAGCACUCAAUGAGAAUGCAAAGGAGGGCCAGUGAGGAGUGUGGCCUGGGUAGACUUUUGAGAGCCAGAUAGAGAGAUAUGGAGGGCCGCAUUCAGCCUCUGGGUCUGAAGUGGGGGAUACCGGCGUCUUUAUUUCUUUGGCUCAGCCAACAGCUGCGGCCAAAUAUGGUAGACGCCCUGCUCUGCUCAGAGGUGCAGACAGCCAUCAAGUACUCCCUAUUUGGCUGGUUUCCAGAGCUCUCUCCAUCUGUGGCCCUCUAGAUGUGGCUGAACUACAACUCCCAUCAGCCGUAGGAGCCAGGCUGACCAAAGGUCAGGGGUGAUGGUUGGAGUUGUAGUCCAAGGGCACCUGGAGGGCUUCAGGUGAGCCACCUGGACUCUGUGGAAUCUCGGAGAUCACUCGUAAUUCUCACUGGAUUUCGGAGUUGCAAAUUGCCCAGCGUUGUUCCUAAGAAGUGGAACCUAAUGCAAGCUGCCUUUUCAAUCGGUUUUGCACAGAGGGCUACACGCACAUAGCCUGAUGCAGCUUUUGUUGACCGGUGCAUCCUCACCUCCUCUACGUUAUCGACGCAAAUGUGCACACGAAUGAAACGAAAAAAGGAACCUCAGUGUGAUUGUGCAGACAGCUGUCACCAUUUGUUUUCUGUGCAACGUUUUACCAGCCCACGCAAAAAGGGAUCUCAACACAAUCUCACCCGCAAUCACACCACGAGUCCUUUUUCUGGCAAUG
Rhineura floridana is the source of this 3008-nucleotide messenger RNA. RefSeq names its product GIPC PDZ domain containing family member 3 (gene GIPC3). NCBI's taxonomy places the organism in Eukaryota, Metazoa, Chordata, Lepidosauria, Squamata, Rhineuridae. Gene Ontology annotation, molecular function: protein binding. The transcript is spliced from 5 exons. Bases 131 to 868 code for a protein of 245 amino acids. The record is from RefSeq and is a predicted model, not a curated record.